UGCUACAACCUGCACGACGCCUCUGCUUUGAUUGUGAGAGAAAUCUCAACAUGCGAUGUUCAUUGCCAGCAUCUUAAGAAUCAACCAAAUUAAUGUAUAUAUGUUCUCGUAAGUCGAAGCAUGGUUUCGUCCCUCCAUCUUCAAGUCGUAGCAUGGAUUGCCUGAUUGGGAGCUCACUGCCCCACCACUUGGGAGGCUGGCUCGAGCGGCGGUGACGACCAACUGUCCAGGCACCGCCGCACCGGAGCAUACAAUCAACACUCCGCCUCCCCACACUCCCUCUCGAACCCUUGCAUAUUGUGUCGAGCUUCAAUAAACAUGGCGGAAGCUCCAAUUGUCCUCGACGGCGGUACCGGUUUCCUGAAGGUUGGCUAUGCAGGACAGAACUUCCCAGAACACCAGUACCCUUCCAUCGUUGGCCGACCGAUCCUCCGUACCGAAGAGCGCGAUGGCGGCGACAUACAGCUCAGAGACAUCAUGUGCGGAGAUGAAGCAGCAGCAGCGCGCUCUAUGCUUCAGAUCACCUACCCUAUGGAGAACGGUAUUGUCAAGCGCUGGGAUGACAUGACACAGCUAUGGGACUACACCUUCGCCGAGAAGCUCCAGAUCGAUCCUACUGGCCGCAAGAUCCUCCUCACCGAACCGCCGAUGAACCCUCUCAAAAAUCGCGAGACCAUGUGUGAGGUCAUGUUCGAGCGCUACAACUUCGGCGGCGUAUACGUGGCUAUCCAGGCUGUGCUGGCUUUGUAUGCGCAGGGUCUGUCAUCUGGUGUCGUAGUUGACUCUGGUGAUGGUGUUACACAUAUUGUCCCCGUCUACGAAUCAACCGUCCUGAACCAUCUUACCCGCCGCUUGGACGUUGCCGGACGUGACGUAACCCGCAACCUGAUUGCGCUGCUUUUACGAAGAGGAUACGCACUCAACCGAACCGCCGACUUCGAGACUGUUAGGCAGAUCAAGGAGAAGCUAUGCUAUGUUUCGUACGACCUCGAAUUGGACCAGCGUCUCAGCGAAGAUACAACGGUCUUGGUCGAAUCAUACACAUUGCCUGACGGCCGCGUCAUUCGCGUUGGCAGCGAACGUUUCGAGGCUCCCGAGUGUCUCUUCCAGCCUCACUUGGUUGAUGUCGAGCAGCCCGGUAUUGCUGAGUUUUUGUUCAACACUAUUCAGUCGGCAGACGUAGAUGUCAGAAGCAGUUUGUACAAGGCAAUCGUCCUUAGUGGUGGUAGCAGCAUGUACCCAGGUCUGCCCAGUCGACUGGAGAAGGAGCUCAAGCAGCUGUGGCUUACAAAGGUUCUGGGUGGUAACCCUGAGCGACUUAACAAAUUCAAGGUCCGCAUCGAAGACCCACCUCGGCGACGACACAUGGUCUUCCUUGGUGGUGCUGUGCUUGCGAACAUUAUGGCCGACAAAGAGAACAUGUGGAUAUCAAAGGCAGAGUGGGAGGAGCAGGGAACACGUGCGCUGGAGAAACUGGGCGCGAGAUAAUCAAAAGGAGAUCACCUGCAGCAUGCGGCUCAAUGAUUACCUUCAACCGCACGAACGAACAAAUGACAACCAAGUAUUAUGCAGCCACG
This is a messenger RNA of Macroventuria anomochaeta, 1577 nucleotides long. Its product is annotated as Actin/actin-like protein. The coding region runs from base 319 to 1488 and encodes 389 amino acids. The transcript has 6 exons. The record is from RefSeq and is a predicted model, not a curated record. Gene Ontology annotation, biological process: Arp2/3 complex-mediated actin nucleation. Gene Ontology annotation, cellular component: Arp2/3 protein complex; actin cortical patch. Gene Ontology annotation, molecular function: actin filament binding. Lineage: Eukaryota; Fungi; Ascomycota; Dothideomycetes; Pleosporales; Didymellaceae.